Messenger RNA from Morone saxatilis (striped sea-bass), 947 nucleotides. RefSeq names its product mediator complex subunit 15 (gene med15). Lineage: Eukaryota; Metazoa; Chordata; Actinopteri; Moronidae. The record is from RefSeq and is a predicted model, not a curated record.
GUGAAACAACAGGCCCGUGCAGUGCUGCAGCAGCAGCAGCAGGUGCAGGCGCAGCAGCAGCAGCAGCAGGCGCAGGCGCAGGCGCAGGCGCAGCAGGCCCAGCAUGUGCAGAUCAACGCCGCCGCCGCUGUACCUGGUCAGCUGGUCCGUCCCGGGCUGCAGAUAUCAUCCCGGAUGCCUCGAGCCCCCCUGCCCUCCUCCAUCCCUUCUCCAAACGCUGCAGCCGCCGCCGCUGCAGCAGCAGCCGCUGCCGCCGCCGCUGCAGCCGCCGCGGCACAAGGACAGCAGAUGUCACAGCAGGUACAGAUGAUCCAAUCGCCCUCACCGGUGCAGACGCCACAGCCGAUGCCCCCCCCUCCCCAGCCAUCACCUCAACCCCCGACCUCACAGCCCAACUCCGUCAGCUCUGGUCCCACUCCGUCUCCAGGGGGUUUCCAGCCCAGCCCGUCCCCUCAGCCCUCACACAGCCCCGCCAGUGUCCGAACCCCCGGGAACUACGGAGUCCCCUCUCCAACGCUCAACACUCCAGGUAACCCAGUGAUGAGUCCGGCUGGAGCCACGUCUCUGGAGGAUCAGCAGUACAUGGAGAAACUCAAACAGCUGUCCAAAUACAUCGAACCUCUGCGCAGGAUGAUCAACAAGAUCGACAAAAACGAAGACCGGAAGAAGGACCUGAGUAAGAUGAAGAGUCUGUUGAAUAUCCUGACUGAUCCAAACACCAGAUGUCCCCUGAAGACGCUGCAGAAGUGUGAGAUCGCUCUGGAGAAACUGAAGAACGACAUGGCCGUGCCGACCCCCCCGCCACCCCCGGUGCCCACCAAGCAGCAGUAUCUGUGUCAGCCGCUGCUGGAUGCCGUCAUGGCCAACAUCCGCUCUCCGGUCUUCAACCACUCUCUGUACCGGACCUUCGCCCCCGCCAUGACCGCCAUCCACGGACCGCCCAUCAC